CGGAAGCGCGACUACAACACAUCAGCGACUCUGUUCUCCGGUCUUCUGCAUUUCUGUCCGUUAUUUUAUUAAAUGCUCAAUGUUAAAGGAACUUGAUUGAUUGAACAUUGAAGAAAAAACAAAUGGAGCGCUUAAAAUAGCGUUUGAAGCCUAAAUUCAUGAGGAAGAAAAGAGUAAACCGGUGUGACGAUGAGGAGGCUGAACAAAAAGAAAGCCCUGAACUUUGUGAGAGAGCUGGAUGCUUUUCCAAAGGUUCCUGAGAGUUAUGUGGAGACAACAGCCAGUGGAGGAACUGUGUCGUUGUUGGCCUUCACAGCCAUGGCGCUCUUGGCCUUCUUUGAGUUCUUUGUGUAUCGGGACACAUGGAUGAAGUACGAGUAUGAAGUAGAUAAGGAUUUUACUAGCAAACUACGAAUUAAUAUUGAUAUCACGGUUGCCAUGAGGUGCCAAUUUGUCGGAGCAGAUGUUUUGGAUCUCGCUGAAACAAUGGUGGCAUCUGAUGGCCUGGUGUAUGAACCUGUUGUUUUUGACCUUUCUCCUCAGCAGAGGCUCUGGCACAGGACACUUUUGCUCAUUCAGAGCCGUCUGCGUGAGGAACAUUCACUCCAAGAUGUUCUGUUCAAGAAUGUCAUGAAAGGUUCCCCCACUGCUCUUCCACCAAGGGAAGAUGAUCCCAAUCAGCCUUUAAAUGCUUGUCGGAUACAUGGACACCUCUAUGUCAAUAAAGUAGCAGGAAAUUUCCACAUCACUGUUGGCAAAGCCAUCCCACAUCCUCGAGGACAUGCUCAUCUAGCAGCGCUGGUCAGCCAUGAGACAUAUAACUUCUCCCAUCGGAUAGAUCAUCUGUCUUUUGGAGAAGAAAUACCAGGCAUUUUAAAUCCACUGGAUGGCACAGAAAAAGUGUCUGCAGAUCAUAAUCAAAUGUUCCAGUACUUUAUUACCAUUGUGCCCACAAAACUGCAGACAUACAAGGUGUAUGCAGAUACGCACCAGUAUUCAGUCACUGAGCGGGAGCGAGUGAUAAACCACGCAGCGGGGAGUCAUGGGGUUUCUGGGAUCUUUAUGAAGUAUGACAUCAGCUCUCUGAUGGUGAAGGUGACUGAGCAGCACAUGCCCUUCUGGCAGUUCCUUGUGCGCCUCUGUGGCAUCAUUGGAGGCAUUUUCUCUACAACAGGCAUGCUACAUAAUCUGGUUGGUUUCUGCGUAGAUGUGGUUUGUUGUCGAUUUAAGCUGGGGGUUUACAAGCCAAAAAGUAUGAGUGAUUUUGAUGGUCAAAUGAACAGCCUGACACCACUCCUCUCAGAGAACGCCGAACAGUAGCUGGACUCUCCUCCAGAACACAUUUAAAGUUCAUUUUAGUCACUUUUCAAUCCCAAUUACAGUUGUAAGUCCCUGAAUUAAGUUAAAAGAUAAUGUUGACGGCGACUGUCAUUUGUGAUACUGUUAAAAAAAAAAAAAAAAACUAUCUGCACUGACACAAACAACUGUUAAACAAGCGUAAAUCCACAAAGCAGCAGUAUGCACAUUCCCACAAAGGCUUUUUGGUGCUUUUACAAACUUCUGUUAGUAAUUUUACUCAUUAAGACAUCUUUUAUUACCAUAAAGCUCGAUAAGCUAGUUAGCUAGCCAGUUUAGUUGGCACCAAUUAUGGGUUUUACUUUGGGUAACAAAGACAGUUAUGGAACAGCUGAGCUAAGUUGAGCUGUCUUCAUGGUACCUAAAACCUAGAAUUGGUGCAAAUUAAACCUAACUAGCUAGCCAGCUAAUCUGGCUUCAUGGUACAGGCCCCAGAAAUGCCUAAGCAAAAAAAACGGUAUACUUAAUACUGAUAUUUUGAAAGGUGUUCACUUUAUUACCCCAUAGUAAAGCUGUGUCACUGACGUGUAUGUCACAUGACAGCGAUGACACUUAUAAUACACAAAAAUUCACAGCAUAUAAACCAUUUAUCAAAAGUAACAAAACUUGGAUGAAACUUCCAUUUCAAAGGAUCAGACCUAUAUAUGAAUUGGAUACUUCUGAAGUAACAUCAGGAAUAUUUUAAAGACAACCUGUCAGGACAGUAUUAGCAUCUGGUUGGGACAUUUGGUUUGAUUGUCCACAACUAGAGUAGAUCUCCACCUCAGGAAGGAUGCAUCUGCAUUUUAGGAAAUCCUGAUUGUAUUUGGUUUUAUGACAGUUAUGUAAACUAAUUCAUUGGAAACAUAUUGAACAUUUUGAUUCAAACCAUUUCCCACAUUAUUUUUGUAUGAUUGUAGAUCACACUGUUAAUGCGUGUUUUCUUGUGCCAAAGCAUUUCUUUUUUUCUAAAAUUUGUUGGUGUUCGUUCACUCAAAAAUGAGAAUUCUGUUAUUAAUUACUCACCCCCAUAUCUUCCAAGCACCUGAGAGCUUUGUUACUCUUCAGAUCACAAAUUAAGAUAUUUUAGGUGAAAUCUAAGAACUCCAUCCUUUAUAGACAGCAAGUUUCCAGAAGUAACAGACUAUCCGGUUGUUAAGCAUAUACAAAGUGAUGUAUUUCUUUUGAAAAUCACAAUCGCUAUAUAUAUAUAUAUAUAUAUAUAUAAAACCAUGCCUAAUAUCAGAUAGCCAGAAAGUGAUUACUUUUUUUUAUAAAUAUAUUGGCAUCUAUGAUGCAGCAAGUCCAAAGACUUGGUGUACACCAUGAUUUUAUAAUAAAAUCACUUUAACGUGUGAUAUAAACUAAAAAGUGGUCAUAAACUAAUAUUUUCUCAAUUAAAACAAGUAGUGGCUUGGACUAGGAAACAGUAAUCCAUACGUCAGGACUUAAACAGAUAUGGCUUCAGUGGUUCAACCAGAAUAUUAUCAAGCUACACAAAUACUUUUCUGCUCGCAUAAAAACAAAUCCACUACUUUAUUCAACAGUUUCUUCUACUUAGUGUCAGUAUAGGGCUCGUCUUCUUGAGUCGCACCUCAGAGUAUUACCUCAGAUGUGCCUAUGCUUUGUUUCAAACAGAGGAAGUCAUACAUGGCCAUCUUGGCAUGUUUUAUAUCACUUUUCUUAACAUUGAACAAGUCAAGAACCAUUUCUGUCUAUGGAGCUCUCAGAUUUCUAAAUAUCUUGUGUUCUGAUGAUGAAAGGUCUCAGGGGAUUGGAAGGACAGGAGCGCGAGUUAUUAAUGACCAUUUUUGGGUGAAGUAACUCUUUAAGGUCCCAGUAAUGAUUCAAUCAGAGGAUAACUUGCCAGACCCUAUAUACAUAUUUUGUUUAUUUGUGCAUUUUAACAUGACAUUCCCCAGGUUUGGGAUGUUUCAUUUAUUUCAUGAGAGUUCAAAUAAAAAUAGGCACCUGCGA
This is a messenger RNA of Danio aesculapii, 3312 nucleotides long. RefSeq names its product ERGIC and golgi 2 (gene ergic2). NCBI's taxonomy places the organism in Eukaryota, Metazoa, Chordata, Actinopteri, Cypriniformes, Danionidae. The transcript has 14 exons. The coding region runs from base 190 to 1320 and encodes 376 amino acids. The record is from RefSeq and is a predicted model, not a curated record. Gene Ontology annotation, biological process: retrograde vesicle-mediated transport, Golgi to endoplasmic reticulum; endoplasmic reticulum to Golgi vesicle-mediated transport. Gene Ontology annotation, cellular component: membrane; endoplasmic reticulum; COPII-coated ER to Golgi transport vesicle.